This is a messenger RNA of Meriones unguiculatus (Mongolian gerbil), 2053 nucleotides long. It is a transcript of the gene Nkx3-2, whose product is annotated as NK3 homeobox 2. The transcript is spliced from 2 exons. The record is from RefSeq and is a predicted model, not a curated record. Lineage: Eukaryota; Metazoa; Chordata; Mammalia; Rodentia; Muridae. Bases 1 to 1002 code for a protein of 333 amino acids. Gene Ontology annotation, cellular component: nucleus. Gene Ontology annotation, biological process: regulation of transcription by RNA polymerase II; cell differentiation. Gene Ontology annotation, molecular function: RNA polymerase II cis-regulatory region sequence-specific DNA binding; DNA-binding transcription factor activity, RNA polymerase II-specific.
AUGGCUGUGCGCAGCGCCAGCGCCUUGACGCCCUUCUCCAUCCAGGCGAUCCUCAACAAGAAGGAGGAGCGCGGCGGGCUGCCUGCGCCCGAGGGGCGCCGGGCACCGGGGGGCACAGAAGCGGCGGUGGCCGCGGCGCCCGCCGUCUGCUGCUGGCGGCUCUUCGGGGAGCCGGACGCGGGCGCUCUGGGGGCCGCCGAGGACUCUCUGCUGGCGUCUCCCGCCCUGCCCAGAACGGUGGUGGGGCAGACCGCGGAGGGCGCCGGAGGCUGGGACUCGGACUCAGCGCUGAGCGAGGAGAACGAGGGCAGGAGGCGCUGCGCCGACGUUCCGGGGGCCAGCGGAACCGGCCGCGCCAGGAUGACCCUGGGCCUGGACCCGCCGAUCUGCCAGAUGCACGCCGCCAAGGACUUGGAGGAGGAAGCCCCGGUGCGCAGCGACAGCGAGAUGUCAGCGAGCGUUUCAGGCGACCACAGCCCACGAGCCGAGGAAGAGCGCGGUAGUCCCGGGGGCGCGCACGUGCCAGGGCUGUGCGGCGCGGCGGGCGGCGGGGCCGGCGGCGGGCAGGCGGGCGGCUUGGAGGAGGACGAGGAGCCCGCAGCCCCCAAGCCGCGGAAGAAGCGCUCCCGGGCCGCCUUCUCGCACGCCCAGGUCUUCGAGCUGGAGCGCCGUUUUAACCACCAGCGCUACCUGUCCGGGCCCGAGCGAGCCGACUUGGCAGCGUCGCUCAAGCUCACCGAGACGCAGGUGAAGAUCUGGUUUCAGAACCGCCGCUACAAAACCAAACGCCGGCAGAUGGCCGCCGACCUGCUCGCCUCGGCGCCCGCCGCCAAGAAGGUGGCCGUGAAGGUGCUGGUGCGUGACGACCAGAGACAGUACCUGCCGGGAGAGGUGCUGAGGCCACCUUCUCUCCUGCCGCUGCAGCCCUCCUACUACUACCCGUACUACUGCCUCCCCGGCUGGGCGCUGUCCACGUGCGCGGCCGCCGCGGGGACUCAGUGACCCGCUCCGGGCCAGGCGGCCAGCGCCCCCUGCACCGCCGCGCACGGCUGCGGAGCCCGGCUCUGCCCAGCUGGGGAGCGGAGCAGGUGGAGAACGGAAUCCCAUCCGGGGGAACGGGGCGGCGGGACCGAGCCUGCCCCGAGAGGGCGCCUUAUCCUGAUUUGAACAGCCGCGCCCCAUAACCCCGGGCGCUCGGCACCCCCGCCGCCUCUCUGCCUUGCAAGCCUCGGGACGCUGUUUCUUGUCGCAGCGACGACGUCGGGAUUGAAUUCUGUCUGCCUGGGGGAUGGUGUUCGCCCAGAGCCCGGAGGACUCCUGGAGGCCCUGGAGCCUGAAUCCUCAGAAUCUCGGGUCGGCCGGGCGCGUCCGGCGCUGGGUCACUCUAGUUCAUGGUAUCCAUGCUACCGAUCUGUAUCUGCGUAUCUUUAAUAUUUGGAAAUUACGUUUGUGACAAAGGAGUGCAGACCCCUUUCAGUCCCAGGUCAGGAGUUGAAAUGAACCUCCAAGGGUUUGAUUUUUGGUGACCUCCAACUCCAGCCCUCGCGGGGCACGCUCCUGGAUGCUGAAUGUAAGAAUGGGAGCCUUUCAGUGAAGUGCAGACCAGGGAUUCCCUAUACUUUCCCUUUCUACAAAUUCAGGGCCACACCCAAAGGGAAAGUGCCUGGGAGACUCGUAAAGAGGGCCCGUCAGCGUCAAAGCCCCCCUUCAAAAACCUGUCUUUGUUUCUUUUUUAUUUUUUUCAAGAAGGUUGAGACUUGUAGCACUUUUCGGUUGUUUGUAUUCAAAUAACGAUUAUUUUCGUACUCAAUGUGAAUAUCCCUGGCCUGCAUUUCCGCAUCUUCCUCCGCCUUCUCCUGUCCCUCUGUGGUUUCAAGCCCCACACCCUCUGUGCCUCGCUUGUUUCUGAGACUGUCUCCUCAGCCUCGCAGCUUUUUGCCUCUUUAAAGGCACCGUGCACUCAACUAGAGUUAUCUUUAAAAGAUUUGUGAAUUUUGGAAGCUCUACUCGCUGUAAUGUUUUUUUCCUUUAAUUUAUAAACUUUUAGUUCAAU